This is a messenger RNA of Aphanomyces astaci, 1093 nucleotides long. RefSeq lists its product as hypothetical. Gene Ontology annotation, molecular function: isomerase activity. Gene Ontology annotation, biological process: biosynthetic process. The annotation marks the transcript as partial. The transcript has a single exon. NCBI's taxonomy places the organism in Eukaryota, Oomycota, Saprolegniomycetes, Saprolegniales, Verrucalvaceae. The record is from RefSeq and is a predicted model, not a curated record. Gene Ontology annotation, cellular component: cytoplasm.
CAUGACGACGACUUUCCACGUGAACUUGUUCGACUCUCUCCUAGAGACUCGGGGUGCGCCUGGCGGCAACAAAGCGGGGGUAGUGCAUGUGACUGAUGGGUUUCCGCCCGAUGAUGUCAUGCAAGCAGUGGCGAAAGAAGUAGGGUACUCGGAGACGGCGUUCGUUUGGCGGCAAUAUCUCCACGACGACAACUGCAUCCACGUCCGCUUCUUCACCCCUGAAGGAGAAGUCGAUCUGUGCGGACAUGCGACGAUCGCGGCGUUCUCCAACAUGUCCCCGAACACGACGUACCUUAUGCACACGACCAAAUCAACGUUAUGUGUGUCCACCGACGCCGCCAGCCGCGUCACGAUGGACCAAGACCUUCCCGUAUUCCACGCUCCUAGCGUCGACAGCACCGCAUCGAUCCUGGCGUCGUUGGGUUUGCAUGCCGACGAUAUCGAUACUCAGCACCAUCCCAUGAUGGUAGUGUCCACGGGCCUACCCGACUUGUUUGUACGCGUGCGAACGCGCACCAUCUUGAUGGACAAGUUGCGGCCCAACAUGGAAUCGAUCGCGGCCGUGUCCAAGACCCUCGGCACGAUCGGGUAUCACGUAUAUACCCUGGAUGUCGACCCCAUCGGUACUCGUCUUAAUGAAGUCGAUCGUCGUUCCCACAGAGAUUCCCUAGACAGGAUCACAGCGGAAUGCCGCAAUUUUGCACCGCUGUAUGGCAUCGACGAAGAAGCGGCCACGGGCACGUCGUCUGGUGCAUUGGGGGCCUUCCUCUGCCACAUGAACAUACCCCAUUACGAGGAAGCUCAUGGGAACAUGGGAAGGCAUCGCAUGGUGUUCUCCCAAGGCCGAGGGAUGGGCCUGCCGUCACGAAUUGAAGCCAUCGUGACAGUCGACGGCGACACGAGUAGGAUUUCCCGCGUGUCCAUCGCAGGAAUCGCCGAGUCCUGCGGCAUGCAGAUGGUGUCGGUACUUCGACCGUGACAUGAGCCAACAAGUACUAUAACGUCAGUUUGUGCACAUCCAUGUACAGCACCUGCAACCCCGUGACGUGGCAAACAGUGCUUUGAGUCGAAGUUUCUAACGCUUCUGGUUGUG